AUGAUUGGUCAUGUGCAGCUUCGAGAUUUGCUUAUAUGUCCGAAGGAACCAGGUGUAGUCAAUUACGUGCAAAGGGAGGCAAUCGUCGAGCAGAACAUCAAUGCACCGCAUUCCGUUCCUCGAACAGUCGCUGAACUCGACUUCAUCCCGAAUUCGCUCACUUCUCUACCCGUUGGAACCGACGAUGUGCUGAUAGCGGCAGGCGGACAAGAAGCGGACAUCCACAUUUCCUACCACACGCCCUCACCGACUAAACGAAAGACACUUUGGAGCAUCAACGAGAGACUAGCAGGCUCAAUAAACAACUCUGUUUUGUUGACCUCGCUAAGUUUGACCAGCUCAAAUGAAAGCAGCGUGGAGCCUCGAGUCGGAGUCAGCAACAACGACUUUACAAUUCGCUUCUACGAUGUUCCCAUUCGAUCCCAAAGUUUGAAGAGGGCGCGGAAGACUGGUCAGGUUCUGAAAGAGGUCGGAUCCCUGAAGCUCGAUGUCCCCAUUAACCAUUGCGACUCCAACCAAGUUUACCUGCACUCCAUUACGGGCGGCGCUCGCAUAUCCUUCUCACAUAUCAACACCCUCUCUCUCCCCCCUCCAGACUAUCCACCGUAUGCUCUGCCACCGCCCUCACUCGCAGCCUCCUUCUCUACCGCCUUCUCAGCCGACGGAAUGAAAUUCGUGGUGGCAUCUCAAGAAGGAAUAGUGGCGAUAUGGGACGUUCGAAGCUCAAAGCCGAUGAAGGUCUUUCAGACGGACAGAUCGCGAGGACUAUCGACCGGCAUGGCUGGUAACGGCAAUGCAUCCGGGUGGUUAUCGGAUGACCCUUGGGCCUGGACUAGAGGGAGAUCUCGUGCUCCUGGCUGGAGCGUGAGGAAUGUAAAGUUUGGAGGGGCGUACGGGUCGGAAAUAAUGGCCUUCACAGAGCACACUUCGCAAGUCCAUCUCGUGGAUGCACGGACAUUCGAGACACACGACAUCAUCCAGAUUCCAGCCGCUUGCCACAAAUCCCGCCUAACUGCAUCUACUUCUGUUCCCAAUGGCACACCCCCACACAGAGCCUCGCGAUUCCUACACCCGCCCAGCUCUGUUCCCUAUCCACUUCGAAGACUCCCAACAAAUCCCCGAUUCUCCAACGCACUGCUCUCCUUCCUCUCUCCCUCAUCCUCCGAUGCAUCGCCAUCUGCACACUCACCGGUCCCCGGAUCUCCACGGCUUGUCGUCUCCUCACCUCCUCUCCCCCAAAGUCAGGGAUCAUCCUCUAAUACUCCUCCCCGCACUCCAGCCCUAGUCCAAGCACUUGGCGACACUUUCCGCAUCCAAUCAUCAUAUUCACCACCCGCAUCCAUCGGCGAUUCAACGUGGAGGACGUUGCAUGGGGUGGGUGCAAGACGGCCAUCUGAUCCCACCCAGACUGCCACGUCUGGUGUCUCGGGCGAUAGAAGCCAGGAAGCGGAGCGAGAACGUGAGAGAUUGAGAGUAAGGGGGAGGGACCGGGAUGAUCGUGAUCGUGAACGGGAAGAGGAGAUGGAGGCGGAUGGGUAUGAUGAGGAUGAUAUUGUUGUCAUUCCGCCGCUUGGAGAUCGGGAUGUGGAGAGCGAAGUACAUGCGUUGUUGCGCAUGCAUGGGAUCGCGUCGAGGCAGUCGUCCUCUUCGCUGAGAGCAGAUGCGAUGAGAGAAGAUGACGGCGACGACGAGGAUCGCCGCAGUCGGUAUGAGGACGACGAUGAUGAUGAUGACGAUGACCGGAAUACAGGAUCAGCACACGCCGAUUUCGAGUAUCGAGUUCGACCAAGGCGUCACCGCAGGCCUAGGUAUUCCAGGAGGAUUACCCCACAUGGUGACGAGUCAGAUUGUCUUUCAUCGCGAGGCCCUUCUCGCGCACCGUCCCCAGGUCCCUCGUCCGUGCCCUUCUCGGCUUACCAGAUCGGUUGGCCUCUGACUCCUCGCGAAUCACCUUCGAGAGCGGGUACGCCUCGUUCCACCACUUCCCUUCGAUCUUCUGUGGCUGCCACAACAGGUCACGUUUCUUCCAGGAUGGACGUUGACGGGGACGAAGACAGCGAUCUCGAGAUGAACGAAGUCGACGAGGUUGAGGAAGAGAUGAGGGAGAACGAAGAGAUCGAAGACGAGGGGGGGAGGAAUUGCAAAGAUGAUAUCGAGAUCAUCUACGAAGAUGACCUUGAUCUCGCUGGUAUUUGCUUCGAUUCGACUGGUGGGAGGAUGUAUGUCGCGAGUACCAAGUCUGUCGCAGAGUGGAAGGUGAGAGGUGCGGAGAAGGGCUGGUGGGCUGGUGGGUCUUGGGCUUAG
Coprinopsis cinerea okayama7#130 is the source of this 2304-nucleotide messenger RNA. RefSeq lists its product as hypothetical. The record is from RefSeq and is a predicted model, not a curated record. Gene Ontology annotation, molecular function: protein binding. Bases 1 to 2304 code for a protein of 767 amino acids. The transcript has 4 exons. NCBI's taxonomy places the organism in Eukaryota, Fungi, Basidiomycota, Agaricomycetes, Agaricales, Psathyrellaceae.